Molecule: messenger RNA, 2939 nt
Organism: Maniola jurtina (meadow brown)
Lineage: Eukaryota; Metazoa; Arthropoda; Insecta; Lepidoptera; Nymphalidae
Exons: 5
Coding region: 222-887 (221 amino acids)
Source: RefSeq, a predicted model, not a curated record
UAUAAAGCAUCGUACAACCCGCGCGCCGCGUCUUACGUCCGAAGCCACCGUGUAGCUCUGUGCUCUUACAACCUCAAAGCCACGCGGACCUGCGGACUUUGUGAAAGUGCGAUCGCAACGAUUUCUCGGUAUAGUGAGAGUAAACCGAGCCCGUAAUAACGGAAUCUUUGGUUAAGAUUAAAAGUGCUGUGAAUCGUCUCGCGAAUACAAGACAGAGUUCAAUGGAAGCCAGGUUUGUGAGCUGCCGGAGCUUCCAGCAGAUCAAGCCGCCCGAGAAGAGUUUAGCGCCGCCGCCGACGGUGAAAGGGCUGCUAUCUCGCUUCGGAAGCCAGGCUCAAGCUUUGUUCGCGCCGAAGAAACCACGAUUCGGUUCCACUGUAGCCAUCCAUAAGUUGAGGGAGUCCAAGUGGUUUAAACAUGAUGAGCAAAAUAUUCUGUGUGCGGUCCUCGAAACGGGAUUCAUUUUGGAGGUCAGAGCGGAGGAUCCUUUGCCGCCUGACUCUACGCUGUCCCCGGACUACCAUAUGUACGCCAUUGCCAUGUGGAAGAAGGGUAAAGAAAAAACAAAAAACCCGGAACAGAUAGAGGUGUACACAGUCCAGCAGAAAGGUGUGCGAAAACGUAUCAUCAAGACCACCCUGAGUGCCUUCUGGAAGAAAGACUCCGUCAUACGCAUAAACAACGUAGACGACAAACAAGAGACCCCCAACAGUGAAAAGGACAUCAGAGCAAAGCUCGAGAUGGCAACAAAAUCCAGAUUUGAAAGAAACUGGCAUAAUACACUGCAUUUCGUCCACUGGUGCCGGUAUGGGGAGACUCCGCAAGAAGCUCGCAUGAGACAGAUCAGCUUGACAACGUCGAAAACACCUAUGAUUAUCAUCUUUUGAUGGUAAUCUAUGAGGCGCUUUGGACAUACGGCUGGCAACAUAACCGAUAAGCGAGUCGCUGAAGUGGGGUAACAUUGGCAUGAACAUGGGCGUGAUGCUCGUGAGCCAAGGCUCCGCCCGCGCCAAAGCGAAGUCCGUCUGAGUGUCGCAGGCCGGCGUCAGCGCCGGCGCUUGCUACGCUUGCUUCUGGCACCCCACGCCCGGAAACAUAGACUUCGUUUAACCGAACCUGAUUCAAAUUAUAACUGGCUACGACUUGGGAAAUUUGUAGACUGGCAUCAGCUUUUAUCAAACACACUUUUUGACCGACUGCGGUGAAACCCAAAAUGAUCUAUGGAGAAAGGCCUUAUGUGCGCUCGUAACUAUCAAUUCUCUUUGUCGGUGUUCCCACUUGAUUACAAUGGUUAUUCAAGGGGCGGACCAACAAUUCCUGAAAGGCCCAGUAACACAUUGGCGGUUCCUCUGGUACUGCAAAUGUUCAUAGGCGGCGGUGAUCGCUUAUUAACCGUUUGCUCGCUAUUUUUAUUUUAAAAAAAAAACUACUCAACGGUUCAACCGAUUUUGAUAAAUAAUACGUCAUUAGAUUCAUCUUGGGCGUAAAACUUGGGCGUCACUGGGUACAUAAAAUUCUUACAAAAAUAAAAUGGCGGAUUUUAUACGCUUUAAUGUGUGGGUUGAAAACGAUGCAGUGCAAACCGCAAUCGGGGUUUUUUCAAAAAAAAAAUUUAAAUUACUUGUUUCAUCUGUCAAAAACGGGGAAAUUUUAUCAUAAUGCUAAUUUUAAUAGCUCUUCAACUAAAAGGCAUUAACAGCUAAGUUUAUUAAUCCAGAAAGUUGUUUGCCCGUUUCCCCAGCCAAAUUCACAGCUAAUGCUUGGUCUACUUAAAUUCCUUGGUCUAAGAAUUAGGUUCUUUAUCAUUCCAUUUCUUGUAAAUUAAAAAAAAUGCUAUUGAUUAGAUUAGAGAAGUAUUCCAAAUUAAAAAUUUGUUAGAAUAUUGAAGUUUUUAAUCUAUGAUGCCGCAGGCUAUUAAAAUAUAUAAUAAAAAAUACAAAUAAGUAAAACGGAAUCUCUCGCAAUAUAUUUAAGAAUGAGGUCCGUAUAAUAAAUAACUUAUGAAUGGUUGAUAAAAUACAAAAUAAUGUAAUCGCGUUAACAAUAUUUAAGAGGUACUUUAUAAUCGGAAUCUCUUGCGACAUAAGGAGUCCGAUUUUUUGAAAAUACAUUCAGUUUCCUUACGUUCCUUUUCUAAUAAAUACAGUUUGUUCUAUUUCAAAGUUUCUUAUUUUUAAAAAUUAAAAAUCAGAAAAUGCAAAAAUGUGAGGGAUUUAAGAAGCUUUAAUUUUCUUUAGUAUUUGGUUUAAUGGACGUAAAAAAUUUAACAUUCCUGAACCAAGAAAAGACGCACCCCGCGGUUUCAAAUAAAAAUAAGUAAAUGACUUACAAUGUUAAAUAAAAUUGUAUUAUCCGUAUUUUUAUAUCUAAGAGGAUAAUUUUACGAAAAGUUUUUGUUGACUAUUAGUAUAAACUUAAGAUUUUUCGAUUUGAUAAGACUGUUCUGAUUUUUUUGUCAUAUAGUUGUUUUGAAAAACUACGAAAAACGCGCGAACCAUUUUUCAUAACUACAAUUAUUUUUUUCAAGUAUAUUUAUUGUGCAACGAUAAUUUGAGUAUUUAUUACAUCUAGUCUUAAAAUAAAUUAAUUACAGUUUCUAUCUUUGAAAAAGUACACUGACUUUCGAAUAAAAACAUCAAUGAUAUUAACAAGUUUAUGGCCUUUUUGUACUUAAUUAAAUAAAAUAUCUUUAUCUAACGUAAAAUAGAUUAAUAUAAAUUCUGGUACUGAGUUUUAUGAUUCAAUCGCAUAGUUUUUCGUAGUUUGUGCGUCGACGAGUAUUGUUAAGUAUUGAUAUUUAUAAAGUAACACAUAAUGACCUAAUGAGAAAAUGUUUAUAGGACGUGAGUUCGAUUGUUUGAAACUCGAGAGUGACUCGUACAAGAUAAUGUUUAAUUUAUGAGGCAUUUUUUGAUAAAUAAAUGAUUUAAAUAAACGCA